AUGGAGGACGGCGUGGCCGGGCCCCGGCUCGGAGAGGCGGCCCAGGCGGCCCAGGCGCGAGCACGGCCCGGGGUGGCGCUGCGGCCCUUCGCGCCGUUCUCGGGGGCGGCCGCCGUGGACCAGGGCGGCGACGACUGGAGCUUCAUCGACUGCGAGAUGGAGGAGGUGGACCUGCAGGACCUGCCCAGCGCCGCCAUCGCCUGCCACCUGGACCCGCGCGUGUUCGUGGACGGCCUGUGCCGGGCCAAGUUUGAAUCUCUCUUUAGGACAUAUGACAAGGACAUCACCUUCCAGUACUUCAAGAGCUUCAAACGGGUGAGAAUAAACUUCAGCAGCCCCCUGUCUGCGGCAGACGCCAGGCUGCAGCUGCACAAGACCCAGUUUCUCGGGAAGGAGAUGAAGCUGUACUUUGCUCAGACUCUCCACAUCGGGAGCUCCCACCUGGCCCCGCCGAACCCCGACAAGCAGUUCCUGAUCUCCCCUCCCGCCUCGCCGCCCGUGGGCUGGAAGCAAGUGGAAGACGCCACCCCGGUCAUCAACUACGAUCUGUUAUACGCCAUCUCCAAGCUCGGGCCAGGGGAGAAGUAUGAACUGCACGCAGCGACCGACACCACUCCCAGCGUGGUGGUCCACGUGUGUGAGAGUGACCAGGAGAACGAGGACGAGAUGGAAAGAAUGAAGAGACCCAAACCCAAGAUCAUCCAGACCAGAAGGCCGGAGUACACACCUAUCCACUUAAGCUGAACCGGCCCCCGGACGAAGAAUUCCAACUCAUAUUCACGGGAAGGAAUGUUUUACUGUGAACGUGGCCGGUCACGACUUGGCAGCCGUGAUCACGGUGGUGGAGGUGCCAGUUCACGUUGCUCAGAAGAGGGUCCAGGCUUUGCGUCCUGGUUCUGAUCCUGCACAUCACUGUCCGUGGUCCCGGGAAUGUCCUGGGCCCAUCACUGCGUCUGGAGUGAUCGCACAAGGACACUCGAGAAAACCCGAUAAUGAUAGUGUUUGUACUUGUUCUUUUCCGGUGGGUUCUGUGUUUGCCAAGGGCAGGCUGGUCAGUGGGUCCGGGACCCGGGUCCAUUCCCACGCAGCCCUCCAGGGGGACCCUCUCCUGGUGGGAGAGGCACCUCGUGACCACGAAGUGUCUGAGGCAGGAAGGUGGUGAGAACCACAGUGCAGUGUGCAAACCAGGGCUCCCCCGCCCCUCCCCGCGGCCGUGCAUGUGUAUUCCCGAGCUCCAGAACUAACCUCUGUCCGUAGAGCUCCACCCUCGUGUUCUGCAUGUUUUGGGACGAUAGGAGAGCAUUUGGAAGCUGGCGCCUUUCUAGAUCCUCGACUCCUCACACAGCACUGUGUGGCCGUGCCCGGAGCCCGCCCGUGGGCACCGCCUGGCGCGCGUGGAGCCUGCGUGGACUGAAGCCCAUCGGCCGCCCCUCCGUGGGGGUUCGCUUCCGAAAUCAGAGAACAGCAGUUUCACUGCCAACUUCGAGGGGGUGAGGCAUGUCAGCUGAGGGGUCCGGGCCGCACAGCGGUCUCAUCUGUUUCUUUCACAUGGUGGUUUAUCAUGAGUCACAGCCAAAACCGUUGGGAAUUAUUGGUUAGGACAGUUGAUUUGUUUUUUCUUUACUCUGCUAAAACAUGGAGAUGAACUUGUAAAUAAAGCUGAUGGUGUAUUAUCCAUACCUGUUGUGCUCUCGGGUGAAAACACGUGGCCUGGAAGAACAGUGAGCUGUAGUAACCGCCUGGACUCGUGUGUCAUAGAAAACACCAUUACGGUGUUUGACGGGACUUGAAUUCAAAGCAUGUGAGUGGACGGGGGGUGUGCGGUGACGUGAGGGACACAGUGCCUUCCCCACUCAUUCCCGAUGGAACUGGUACACUCAGUCAACGUCUGUGACUUUUUCCUCGUUGUCAUGUGUAUGUCUGGUAAACAGGUAUUAACUUUUGGCCUUAAAAUACCAUAACAAAGUUUGUCCUUUUGAAAUACCUAAUGCCAAGUAACAGUGCAUGCUUUGGAAGCUGGGAAGGUGCUUCUCCUUAAGGAGUGAAUAGGUUCGGUUGUUCCUAUCAAGAAAUGAAUGUUCUCAAAACCCUGUUUACAGUACUUGGGGGUGGGGGCAGGUGCAGGAGAGACCGUCGCCUAGAUCCAAGUGUUCCUGGUCAAGUGCUUUUAAACUGGAGAGGCCAACCUCAGACUAUUUUUUAACCGCAUUCUAUAAUAA
Messenger RNA from Molossus molossus (Pallas's mastiff bat), 2219 nucleotides. It is a transcript of the gene RCAN1, whose product is annotated as regulator of calcineurin 1. The record is from RefSeq and is a predicted model, not a curated record. Gene Ontology annotation, cellular component: cytoplasm; nucleus. NCBI's taxonomy places the organism in Eukaryota, Metazoa, Chordata, Mammalia, Chiroptera, Molossidae. The transcript is spliced from 4 exons. The coding region runs from base 1 to 744 and encodes 247 amino acids. Gene Ontology annotation, molecular function: calcium-dependent protein serine/threonine phosphatase regulator activity; nucleic acid binding. Gene Ontology annotation, biological process: calcium-mediated signaling.